AUGAAUCGUUCUCCACCGCUCAGCUCACCUCCUAAUGGCUGCAGUUGUGGUGGGGGUGGAGGUGCUACUAUCCAGUUGCCACCGCUGAAUCUACCCACACUGGAUUUCCCAACAAUCUCCCAGCAACCGGCAGCUCCACCUGCUCAAAUUGUCAGCGAUGCACCAGCGACUACUUACUAUGUUCGUCAGCCCACGUAUCGUUACCGCCAAGUGAUAAUCAGAGAACCUCAACAGGACGUUAUUUCUCCGGUGUACAGCAGUCCACCUGUGAUGGUUUCUCCUCCUAUCUACAAUCCUCCUGCUCAACUACCGUCAUUCGAUGUGCCACAACCAAUCUAUCCGCCCAGCGCCGGGUACGCUGUCCCACCACCUUCCAUGGAUGCACCACAGCCGAGUUAUCCGCUGCCACCUCCUGCUCAAGAUGUGCCCCGGCCCAGUUACUCACUGCCUCCUCCUGCUCAAGAUGUGCCCCGACCAAGUUACUCACUGCCCCCACCUGCUCAAGAUGUGCCUCGACAAAGCUAUUCUACUGCUCCGCUGCCUCCACCAUCUUUCGACAUACCCCGCUCCAGUUACUCCAUUCCAUUGAGUCCUCCAGCUCAGGAUACUCCUAGUCCAGUUCCUUCUUAUUCUGCUGCACCUCUGCCCGCUCCUCUUCCAUCAGCAGAUGCUCCCCAACAGAGCAACAAAUAUCCAAAUUCGCCAGCUUCCCAGAUUCCGCUUUCGAUCAACACUUCACCAUUCAUACCACCACCACAGAUAUCUUCAAAUGUCAUUUCACCGCCAGAUGUGCAACCUAUGUCGCCCUACAACAAUCAACAAAACGAUGCUCCGCCUGCUCCGUCAGUGCUCCGCCUGCAGACCAAUGGCAACACAGGGAAGCCACAAAUGAUCGUAAUCAAUAUGCCAAAGAAUGGGCAGACCAAUGGCAAUGGAAGAACGACGCAACAACAACAACUACGAAUGCCUAUAGUGAUAUUCUUGAAUCAACAGGACAACAACGGGCAGUCUAAGCCGAACGAUGACUUUGUUGUGAUAAAUCCGUACCAGCGAAAAGCAAGGAGAAACACUUAA
Necator americanus (New World hookworm) is the source of this 1074-nucleotide messenger RNA. RefSeq lists its product as uncharacterized. The transcript has 4 exons. NCBI's taxonomy places the organism in Eukaryota, Metazoa, Nematoda, Chromadorea, Rhabditida, Ancylostomatidae. The coding region runs from base 1 to 1074 and encodes 357 amino acids. The record is from RefSeq and is a predicted model, not a curated record.